AAAACACACAGUCAUGCUGACCCAGCUUGAGAUGUUGUAUGAUAUAUAAACCCGAACACGACUCUGUUUGUUGUCUUUGACAUCAGCCUGUUGACCUUCAUCUCAAUCAGAAAGGAUGAAGUGCGUCUCCCUCUUCCUCAUGUUGUCGCUGGUUGUCCUCAUGGCCGAACCAGGAGAUGCUUUUAUUCACCACAUCUUCAAGGGACUUUUUAACGUUGGCAAGUCCAUCUAUAGGGCCGUCAAACAUAGACGGUGGGGAGACCAGCAGCAGCAGGACCAGCAGGACCAGCAGGAUCUGCGGGACCAGCAGGAUCUGCAGGAUCUGCAGGACCAGCAGCAGCAGCAGCAGCAAGAGCAACAAGAGCAAAUGGAUCGACGCUUCUUUAACCGGGAGCGGGCUGCUUUUGACUAAACUUCCAUCUGAAAGAGCCAUGCUAAAACUUGCGUUUAGAUGAAUAGAAAUGCUUUUGUUCUUCAGAAUUCAGAAUAAAACCAUGGCUUGAAAACAUUUUGCAGUGUAGUUUUCAAAAUUUUAAUUGAUUUGGGAAGAAAUGUCACUCAUUUUGAAUAAAUCUUCAAUGUAAUGCACCAAAA
Molecule: messenger RNA, 594 nt
Organism: Amphiprion ocellaris (clown anemonefish)
Lineage: Eukaryota; Metazoa; Chordata; Actinopteri; Pomacentridae
Product: moronecidin-like
Exons: 4
Coding region: 116-412 (98 amino acids)
Biological process (GO): defense response to bacterium
Source: RefSeq, a predicted model, not a curated record